GCAGAACCCAGGAAGGACGCUUGGUACAGGUGGCGGGCCAAUAUGAUCCCGGAGCUACUGUCCCUCCUCUGCUUCAAGGCAGAGAAACCCCAUGAUCUGCCAUCUGCAAGCUGGAGGCCCAGGAGAGCUAGUGACAGGUUCCAGUUCCAGAGCAGAACAUUGUGGUCUCAGCCCGAGCAAGCAGGCAGGGGAGCAUCCCACCUCCUCCCACCUCGGCAGAACGCCCACCCGCCUUAGAGAGAGCCACCUGCUUUACUCAACACCCCAGUGCAAAUGCUGAGCUCUCUGGAAACCCCAGAUGUUCAACCAGGACUGUGCCUUGGCCAGAGAGACGCCAGUGGAGAUGGGCCCCUUCCCAAGCCCACCCUCAGCGCCUGGCCCAGCUCGGUGGUCCCCACCAAGAGCAACGUGACUCUGCGAUGCUCCAGCCCCAUCCCGGGGGUUGACUUUGUUCUCAGAAAGGGCUCUGCUACUUUGGACACCAGGCUGCCACGUGAUGCAGCUGAGACCACGGUUGAAUUUCAUCUCACUGAGCUAGGCCCCCGGAGUGCUGGAUGGUACACCUGUGAGUGCUUCAGGAGAGGGUCUCCUUAUGUGACAUCCCAGGCCAGCAAUGUUCUUCUACUCUUGGUCACAGGAUAUUUACCUAGACCUUCCCUCCAAGCCCACCAAGCGGGCGUGGUGACCGCGGGGGGAGAGGUGACCCUGCAGUGCCAGAUGCCCAACACUGCGGUGGCGCCUUUGGUGUCUGCCCUGCUGAAGGCGGGGACCCCGUCCCCGGUGCAGCUGCACAGGCCCGUGGGGAGGGAGGCAGACUUCUCCCUUCGGGAUGUGACGGUCCGAGACACGGGGACCUACAGCUGCAUCUACUACCAGGCCAGGCCUCCCUUCUGGGCCUCAGACCCCAGUCCUUCCCUUGACAUCCUGGUGACAGUUCCCGCAGGCACCCCGACCCAGGGUUACACCAAGGGCAACCUCGUCCGGCUGGGAGUGGCGGCUGUCGUCCUGCUGAUCGGGGGCCUCCUCCUGCUGGAAGCCUGGCACGCGCAAGGGGAGCUCCAAGUGCAGCCAGAACCCCCCCAGCUCCCCAGGGCACCCGUGAAUCCUGGAGAGCGUCCUGCACCGGCUCACCCAGCUCUUUGAAGGGCGUCCCCCUCCUCCGGACUCCUCACCGGGGACAGAGCAGAGGCUGGGCACGCUGCAUGAUCACUGUCAUCAGACGUGGGUGCUAUCUGUUCCCCACUGGCAUGGCCUUGCCACCUGGACCCUCAGCUGAGCCCGUGUGUGUGUGGACCUCUUUCUGUAACCCCAGCUCAUUCAUGUGGUCAUUGUGGCUUUCAUUUUCCUUUUCCUAAGAGUGGAUGUUGAGAAGAUAGAAUAUACAAGAUUUUAUAUACAUAUUUAUGUAUGCAUUUAUACAUAAUACAGAUGGACCUCAUGUGAAAUGCAUAUUUAUAUUCCUAUAAAUUGCUGACUGGAUAUUUUAUCCACCUUUUUUUUUAGUUGAGUUCUUUUUUGGGGGGAUGGAGCCCCCCAAAAAAGGACACGCUUAUCUGGGUUCUUUAUCUUCUUAACUUUGCAAUGGACAAACACACGAUCUGGACGCAAGCCCAUCUGUUUAUAUGCAUUGUGCGAACAUUGGUUUUAGUCCAUGCCCUAUCUUCAGUUUUUAACCUCUCUUUCUUUCUGUAUGGGAGUCGAACCAGGGUCUCACAUAUGCUAGGAAGUGCCCUACCACAGAGCCACCUCCCCAGCCCCUGAACAUCUCUUGAAAAGCAAGGGUUUUGAAUUUUGGUGAAACUGAUAAACCAUGAGUAUUUUUUCCUCUAUGGUAAAGCUUCUGUAUCCCAGCUGAGAAAUGUGUGCCCACCCCAGGGUGAAGGAUUUGUAUCCCUGUCUGGGCCACAGUUUUUUGGCUUCCCACUUUCUAUUCAUCCUGGUGUCUGGGAGCGGUCGGGCUCAUGAUUUGACCUGCACUCUGGGUAUUUCAGCGCUGUUUCCUGAAAGGACUAUGUAUUUCCCUUGGGACCACCACGGCACUAUUGCUCAAAACUCAACUUACUGUGCCAGUCACGCUGACGUGGGUCUGUAGUCCCGGUAACUUGGGAGGCAGAGGCAGGAAGAUCACUUGAGCCCAGGAGUUUGGGACCAGCCUGGGCAACACAGCAAAACCCUGUCUCAAAAAAUAAAGCAAUGUAUGAGUGUACCUUCCCCCCUACAUCCUCACCAACAUUUAUUGUUGAUUGUAUUCUUGUUAAUUGUCACUCUGAUUGAAAUCUUAGAGUAGUUUUGAUUUGCAUUUCUCUAAUUGUUAGAGGUGUUGAAUGUUUUUGCAUAUACAGCGUGUCCGAUAUGAUCCCGCCAUAUGUACAAUCAGAAAAAUGAGAAAUUAGACCCCAUUUAAGCAUGAUUUAUCAAGACGCAUACAUGCCUUUUACUGUCAUGUAUAACUA
Sciurus carolinensis (gray squirrel) is the source of this 2453-nucleotide messenger RNA. It is a transcript of the gene Tarm1, whose product is annotated as T cell-interacting, activating receptor on myeloid cells 1. Gene Ontology annotation, cellular component: plasma membrane. NCBI's taxonomy places the organism in Eukaryota, Metazoa, Chordata, Mammalia, Rodentia, Sciuridae. The transcript has 7 exons. The record is from RefSeq and is a predicted model, not a curated record. The coding region runs from base 274 to 1143 and encodes 289 amino acids.